Messenger RNA from Capsicum annuum, 2110 nucleotides. RefSeq names its product probable pectinesterase/pectinesterase inhibitor 51. The coding region runs from base 145 to 1887 and encodes 580 amino acids. NCBI's taxonomy places the organism in Eukaryota, Viridiplantae, Streptophyta, Magnoliopsida, Solanales, Solanaceae. Gene Ontology annotation, biological process: cell wall modification. The record is from RefSeq and is a predicted model, not a curated record. The transcript has 2 exons. Gene Ontology annotation, molecular function: pectinesterase activity; pectinesterase inhibitor activity.
UAUCUUAUAUUCCAUACGUAAUUACUUAAUGGCAUACUAUCUUCUGUCAUUCAAUAAAUUUAUUGCUUACCAUAUUUGAAACUAACCCCAACGGCCAACUCACCUAAACCAUGCACCAGAGAAGAAAACGUUAUCCCAUUUAAAAUGGCUAUACAUACCAAUUCUCCAAUCACAUGUUAUAACUUCACAAAAAUAUCUCCUCAUUUCAACUCAAUGACAUCUCAAUAUUUUCCUCUAGCAACAUUCUUCUCCAUUUUCCUCUUCUUUUCUUUUUCUUCCUCCGAACGCUCUUGGUCGAAAAAUUCACUUACAUCUAUUUCCGUACCUCCUUCUCCUUCUCCAUCUCCGUACCCGAAUGCUCCUUUUGAAAUUCAAGAAGCUUGUAAAGCCUCACGGGACCCACCAACAUGCCAAUCCGCAUUAACGGAACCUCCAUACCUACCGUCAAAUCUAACGGCCGUACAAAUCAUCCUCUCCGCAUUAAGCAUUUCAUCCCAAAACCUUACUAAUGCUCAAAUAACGGUGAAGAAACUCCUCGAUACCGCCACGGGCAAUGUCAAUGUCACCGUGGCCUCGAAAAACUGCCUCCUGGGAUUGAGUUAUUCUGCAUACAGAUACAAUAAAACGGCUGAUGCAAUGCGGCGUGGUGAAAUAAAGAAUGUUCGCGCAUGGAUGAGCGCGGCUCUAGGCUACCAAAUUAGUUGUUCGUCGAACUUACUUAGAGUAAAUGGAACCCUUCGAGUGGUAAAGACAUUAGAGUUAAUGAACACGUUAAUAGGGUUUACUACUAAUGCUUUAUGGAUGAUGGUGAAUUAUGAUAUUCACGGAAAUGAAAUCGAGUCGUGGGGCCCACCAGAAACAGAGCGAGACGGGUUUUGGGAAGUCGGGUCAGGGUCAGGAUCCGGGUUUGGGUUUAAAGGUGGGUUGCCAUUGGGUUUGAAACCGAAUGUGACGGUGUGUAAAGAGGGUGGGUGUGAUUAUAAAAUGGUGCAAGAAGCGGUGAAUGCGACCCCGGAUAAUUUGGGACCCGGAAAGUUUGUGAUAUGGAUUAAAGCCGGGUCGUAUGGUGAGAUAGUUCGGAUUCCCUUGGAAAAGAGAAAUGUGGUAUUUUUGGGUGAUGGCAUGGGCAAAACCAUCAUUACAGGAUCACAAAGUGUUGGCCUAAUGCCUGGAAUGACCACUUAUGAAUCUGCCACCGUUGGAGUAAGUGGUGAUGGAUUCAUGGCUAGUGGCCUAACAAUCCAAAACACAGCCGGUGUUGAUGCUGGACAAGCAGUAGCCUUCCGGUCCGAUAGCGACCUCUCGGUGAUCGAAAACUGUGAGUUCCUAGGCAAUCAAGACACGCUUUAUACCCAAUCAUUACGCCAAUACUUCAAAUCAUGUCGCGUUCAGGGGAACGUAGAUUUUAUUUUUGGUGACGCGGCUGCAUUUUUCAAGGACUGUCACAUUCUAGUCACACCUCGGUUGGUUGAUCCCGUAAAAGGUGAAACUAAUGCAGUAACGGCUCAUGGUAGGUUAGACCCUGGACAAUCAACUGGAUUCGUCUUCCAAAAUUGUUCCAUCAAUGGAACGAAAGAGUACAUGAAUUUGUAUCAUAGUAACCCGAACGUGCAUAAAAAUUACCUUGGAAGGCCUUGGAAAGAGUACUCGAGGACAGUUUUUGUGAACUGUAAUUUGGAGAUUUUGGUCCGCCCUGAGGGAUGGAUGCCAUGGAGUGGUGAUUUUGCGUUGAAGACGCUUUAUUAUGGUGAAUUUAAUAGUAGUGGUGCUGGGGCUAAUGUAACAGGGAGAGUGCCAUGGAGUAGCCAAAUUCCAGCUGAACAUGUUCAUUCUUAUUCACUGAAGAAUUUUAUUCAAGGUGAUAAGUGGAUACCUUCAACUUCUUAGAAUGCUGCUAUCCAGGCUUACUAUUUGUUACAAAUUUAGUGAGAUUUUUAUCGGAAAAAAUUACACAGAUAGAAUAAUUUAAUAAUUACGUGGUAUGAUUAAUGUUUUAAAAAAUUACAAUUCAUAGUUAAUAAUUUUUAAUAAUUACAUCGUAUGGUUAAUGUAUAUAUUAAAGGCAAGUAAAACUUUCUCUCUCGUAAUUAAUUUUUUGUUUUAUCUCUUA